Oryzias melastigma (Indian medaka) is the source of this 3563-nucleotide messenger RNA. It is a transcript of the gene slc26a6l2, whose product is annotated as solute carrier family 26 member 6. The coding region runs from base 507 to 2777 and encodes 756 amino acids. Gene Ontology annotation, molecular function: secondary active sulfate transmembrane transporter activity; oxalate transmembrane transporter activity; chloride transmembrane transporter activity. The transcript has 19 exons. Gene Ontology annotation, biological process: transmembrane transport. Gene Ontology annotation, cellular component: membrane. The record is from RefSeq and is a predicted model, not a curated record. Lineage: Eukaryota; Metazoa; Chordata; Actinopteri; Beloniformes; Adrianichthyidae.
ACCAGGUUUCAUGCUGGCAUGAAAACAUUCAUGUACAGAUAAAAACACACAUCCAGUAGCUAUAAAGAUAAGAUUUUCCACUUGAUGCUGAGGAUACUUACCGUUUUAUACAUGAGAGUUUUUAUGAGAGCAAUACCACAACACUCUGAUUAUAUAUAUAUUUUUAUUGGAAAGUGUUUGUAUGUACAAAGUGACUUUUCUGUUUUAUAUUUGAAGGUUUGCAAGUGUGCCAAGUUUGGUGGAGUAAAUUAACCCACAUGCACAAAGAUUCAUUUACUAAAGUGUGUAUGCAGAUGAAGUAAGGACAGGGUGGGGGGGCUUUUUUUUAAACAAGGUUAAGGAGGGAACGGUCACUCCCACAGCUCAAAAAGAAACACGCACUGUCAGUCAGUGGAGAAACAUUUGCUGAAGGGAUCCUUGCAAAGAUCUGCACUCAAAAGGCUCCACAGACAAAGAAAGAAGAGAUUUACAGAUUUUUUUUUGCUGAAUCUGUCAAACAUAGAAGGAUGGAAAGAAUAGACCUGUCACCAGGGAAGUACUCUGUGCACAGGGAUGUCCUCGAUGAGUUGGGACUGGAGGAAGUGGCUCAAAAAAGGAUGUGGUCCACCAAACCGACUGUGGGGGAAAAAGUGAAGGAGUCCCUGAGGUGUUCGGUGCCGACGCUGAAGCACAGACUCCUGACCUGGAUUCCAGUUCUCAGCUGGCUGCCUAAAUACUCCUUCAGAGAAAAUAUCUUAGGAGACAUAGUGUCCGGCUGCAGCGUGGGCAUCAUGCACCUUCCCCAGGGUAUGGCGUACGCUCUUCUGGCUUCGUUACGCCCCAUCUACGGCCUUUAUACUUCUCUUUUCCCCGUGCUCAUCUAUGUGAUCUUUGGUACUUCCAGACACAUCUCUAUUGGUACUUUCGCUGUGAUCAGCAUCAUGGUUGGGAGCGUGACAGAACGGAUGGCACCAGACGAGGCUUUUAUUUUUAAUGGAACCAAUAAUUCACUAACUGUAGACCUUGAUGCUAGAGAUGCAUACAGAGUGCAGAUAGCAUGCUCUGUCACACUCCUGAGUGGACUCUUUCAGAUUCUUUUAGGUGUUGUGAGGUUUGGUUUCGUGGCCACCUACCUGUCAGAACCACUCGUUCGGGCCUACACCACGGGAGCUGCGUGUCACGUGUGCGUCUCUCAGCUCAAAUACCUGUUUGGAGUGAAGCCGGCUCGCUUCACAGGCCCGCUCUCACUCAUUUAUACUGUUGUGGACAUAUGCCGACUGCUGCCUCAGACUAAAGUGCCAGAGCUGGUCGUCAGCUUGGUGGCGCUGGCUGUUCUCAUUGUGGUCAAAGAAAUCAAUGCGUGCUACAGUAAAAAGCUUCCAAUGCCCAUUCCUAUAGAGCUCAUAGUGGUUAUUGGAGCCACAACCAUCGCUCACUUCUGUGGACUGAGGGAGGACUACCUCCUCGAUGUAGUUGGAGAGAUUCCAAGUGGGCUUAAGGCUCCUCGGACUCCAGAAAUCACAUUUUUCUCGCAGAUAAUAGGGGACGCCAUUGCCAUGGCUAUCGUAUCGUAUGCCAUCACCAUUUCACUGGGCAAAACAUUUGGUCUCAAGUAUGGUUACAAGGUGGACAGCAACCAGGAGCUGGUUGCUUUGGGUUUAAGUAACUCAGUUGGAAGCUUUUUCCAGUGCUACGCUGUGACGGCCUCAUUGUCUCGAAGCCUUGUCCAGGAGAGCACAGGCGGCAAGACACAAGUUGCUGGUGUGAUCUCAUCUCUCCUAGUGCUUGUCAUGGUUAUUAAAAUGGGUUCCCUCUUUGAAGAUCUUCCAAAGGCUGUCCUGUCAACAAUAGUGUUUGUGAAUUUAAAAGGCAUGUUUAGGCAGUUCAAGGAUGUGCCUCUUCUGUGGAAAACAGAUAAAGUUGACUUGCUCGUGUGGCUGGUCACCUUCAUAAGCACCGUCCUCUUAAACCUGGACUUGGGUCUGGCGGUGUCUGUCGGCUUUUCCAUGCUCACCUUCAUCUUCAAGACACAGCUACCUCACUACUCCAUCUUAGGCAACGUUCCCGGCACUGACCUCUACCUGGACACAGAGGCCUAUAAACAGGCUAAAGAGAUUCCAGGAAUUAAAAUCUUCCGUUCAGCUGCAACCAUCUGCUUCACCAACGCUGAGCUGUUUUUGGAGGCCUUUCAGGAGAAAAGUGGGGUUGACGUCAGGAAGCUGCAGAUGGAAAAGAAGAAACGUGCAAAGCAGGAAAAGAUGGCUAAAAAAGAGAAAGAUGCACUCGAUUAUUUCUCCAAUUCCACAAACUCCUUCAAAGUUCCCAAGCCGAAUAAGGAGAAGAACCUAAGUAAAGAUGUGGCUAUCUUCCUCACCAACGCAUCUUCAAAUGGCCACGUGAACAGCGCUUAUCAAUACGACACGACAAUAUCCGAGACAGACUCAGGUUGCCAUGGUGAAGACAGCCUCACCCACGAUUCACAUAAAGAUGAAAAGGUUGGGGGGACCUGCAAGGCCGUCACUCACAGCAUCAUCCUGGACAUUUCCACUACUGGCUUUGUGGACACGGUUACAGUGAAGAUGCUAAAAAAUAUUUUCGGGGAUUUUGCAGAUGUUGAUUUGGACAUUUAUUUAGCUGGCUGCCAAGCUUGCGUAGUGGAGCAGCUGGAAAAAGCAGCCUUCUUUGAAUCGAUUCCAAAGAGCAGGCUGUUUGUCUCCGUUCAUGACGCAGUCCUCCACAUCCUGGGGAAGCUGGGGCAAACUAAAAUCGUUCUUGAUGAUUGCGACACUCAAAUGUGACCAGCAGGAGUCGCUUUGCUUCAGACCAGCCAAUCUUUCUUCCCCCUUUCUUUUCUUUGCUGGUUGCCAAUGUCUCCUCCCCCUUUUUUUUUUCUUCUGCUGAGGGAGAAGGCCCAGCCUUGACAUGGCGGACUGUUGCUAUGGAGACACAGGGAGCAGUUGCUAUGGCAACGGGCUUUUUAUGAUAUGGCCUAAUGAGAUGGCCAGCAAUACGUCAUUGCAGCUCUCGCUCUGUGGUGCGCGUGAGGCAGCGAAAAGGGUGGGGGUUGAGUGGGAGAAUGCAUCCCUGCACUAAUAGACGUCUGUAUUUAUAGCACCUCAGAGAGUCGAGUGCAAGUCUGAGGGGGGGCGCAUAUUUUCACGUUAAGCAGCACCUAUGACUGUGUCUUUUGGUCAGUUUAAUUCCAAAUCUUCCCUACAGAGGAAUAAAAUCUGUUCUUUACUGUAUUUAACUGUGACCUUCACCUCCGGUUACAGCUUUCAGGUCCGUGUCACCCUACAAACUGCUCCGGAGCUCUGCAGGAUUCAGUGGAAUGACUGAUGUAUUUAUUAUGUUUUCAAUGUUUCCUCAAACCUGAGCAUGUACAUAACCUGCACCCACGUCUGAACCGUCUGACAUGAAGUUUUUUAUUAUUAUUUUUAAACUAUUAGAAGCUGAAUAAUACUCAGGAAUGCAUGACACUUUUAAUUCUGCGUGCUUGAAGCAUUUUUAAUGUAUAUUUUCAAAACUAUUUAAGUGUAUAACCAUCUUACAGCACGUUAAACUGGAAUAAAUUAUAAUCUUUA